AUGUCCUCGACUGAGCAUGUCUACAGUGAUACCCUCGGAAAUACCUCUGGCGCUCUGUACAGCCGGGUACCACUUACGAUUACAGCCUCAGAGUUCUUUGUAGAUGACCUUGCAGCAAAUAAUUCAUCUGGAGAAGACUGGGACGACCAUGGUUUCGAUCGAACCCGGGAUCAGCACCAUCAAGGGUGGGACGCAGAUUCAGAGCCUAGUGAUGAAGAUCCAGUGCCAGAACCCGAACUUAACCAAGACGAUAAUCCCGAGAAUGACGUUUGGCGAACAAUACCUCAGGACGAGUCACUAGUGGAUUCGGACGAGGAAGAAGAAAUACGUGCUCGUUGGGCAGAGACGGACCAAUCCCCUCUCCUUGCAUCUUCAGACACGAGCUCCUCAAACUCGAGUUUGCCUGAUUCUGACGGAGACUCUUCAAGCAUCGGAUACCCCGUGCCGCAUCCUUUACAAAUAACUACACCUCGGCAUUUGGGAUUUAGAACUGAAGAAAGAGCCCAGAUACGCAGACUUCCUGAUUUCUUUGACCCUCGACUUCUUCUGAGGCGAGUAACCAGCCUCAGUGAGAGCGCGUAUAUGAAUGCACGAGCUCGACUUGAAGACAUCCUUGAUGAUCGGGCUCUAGAGAGAGUCUGGCCAGAGUAUGUUGGUAAUAAUGUGUUUCGGUGGUACCAGCCUGUUCCCGUUGAGAUUAACACGGUUGAUGGAUCAUUCCAAGAGCGAGGUACUGACUAA
This is a messenger RNA of Fomitiporia mediterranea MF3/22, 741 nucleotides long. RefSeq lists its product as uncharacterized. The coding region runs from base 1 to 741 and encodes 246 amino acids. The record is from RefSeq and is a predicted model, not a curated record. Lineage: Eukaryota; Fungi; Basidiomycota; Agaricomycetes; Hymenochaetales; Hymenochaetaceae. The transcript has a single exon.